Molecule: messenger RNA, 1968 nt
Organism: Mercenaria mercenaria
Lineage: Eukaryota; Metazoa; Mollusca; Bivalvia; Venerida; Veneridae
Exons: 4
Coding region: 881-1933 (350 amino acids)
Source: RefSeq, a predicted model, not a curated record
CUGUAGAAGAAUAUAUAUAUUUCUUGUACUAGACACGCACCGAGUGUUUUCGCGAAGGCUUAUAUAAUCGCACCUGUGUAACAGUUUCUCACGGAAAAAAAUCACUGUUUUCAUCAUUCAAGUUUUACCGCAACAUCAUUAUAUAAAUUUACGGCAUAUUCUUUCUUUUUCUAGGUGUUUGUCUUUGUAUGUCAGGCUCAAUGCAAAUUUAAGUGGAACAUUCAUAAAACUUAAGCAAUGGAUUUAGUGUGCAGAUAGAAAAUUCAGUAACAGAUUUAAUUCAAAGGAAAAUAUUUAAUUAAUGCGUUACAUAUAAAAAAAAAUUAAAAAAAGAUGCUAUGUAUUUGUGUCGUUAAAUUUGACAGUAAGUUUGGAAAUACUAUAUAAAAUAGCUGUGUUUAGAUGGUUCAAAGGUUAAAUAAAACAGAAUACUAGUUCAGAAUCUUCAGAAUCAAUGUGUGGCUGCUUGUAAACUUGACUGGCCGCUAUAGGAAAGAACAUUUUUCCAUUCAACACUAUUACAGAAGUGAACAAAGCCAUACACCAGGCUAACUGGCAUUGCCAUUUCAAGUGAUAAAGGUGUUUUCUAUAAAAAAAAAAUGCUUUAUGGAAUAGUUUUGUCUUUAAAAAGGGAACUUAUGUGAAACUUAAUGAAACAAAUAAGUGCUUAAUGAGAGAUGAUUGAUCACAUUUAAUGUGACUGAAGGAUAAGACUCACGAGAUAUUUCCCGUGCAACACUUGCCUUUCAGCUAUUUUUAACAAUCCUGGAAUAGCUAUGGUUUAAUUAGCAUUUUUAUUUAGUGAAAUUGUUACUUCAUUGUUCUAAACAGUUGUUAUUUAUUUGGAUCAUAAAAUUUCUGGUUGGACUACACGGGCAAAAUGGAGAACAGCUUCUUUGAGGUGAUAGAAAGUUAUCGGCGAAGACUUGAGACACACUCUUCUCAAUGUCACAGGAAUUCAGGGUCCUCAAUGCCGGACAGUUACCAUGACAACUGGAGCUUACAGAAUGGUAACUAUGGCAACUAUGCUGUAAAUAGUAACAUUGAUGGUGGAUAUGGUUGGCAGACAAAUGGGUUUGACAACUUUGGACACAUGAACAAUGCAGUCAACACCAAAGUUGAGGCACCUUUACGUAACAAAGCAUGGCAACCCAAACCUCCAAGUGACCUUGACCUUGGUAUGAACUGGAUGACCUGUAGUCAGAAUGCACAUGACCUUCAUCUUCAUGCUAAAGAAAUGUACGAGUUUGAACAAAGAAGAAUGGCAGACUGUGUAAAUGGAUUUCAACAGUCCCAAACAAGUUGGCUUCAUGGGAAAAUUCCCAAAAAUACAGGUGAUGUUUACCUAGAAGACAAUGGCUCUGUCAGUCUUAAGAAAGUGUCCCUUCCACAGUCGCCACUGGUUGAACGACGCAAUAUACGACGUCUGCCUCGACCCGUUACCACUCCAGCCGAUAUACAGAAUUUCUCGACUAUCAAAUUGGAACAGCUUCAUAGUUUCGACUCUCCUUUAAGAAACAGCAAUGGGUCUCCAAAAGUUGAGCGAGUUGCUAGCUAUGACGCCUCACAGAGAAACAGGGUAUAUGAUUCUAGUGAUUCCUCGCCGGAAACUUGUAACAUGAGAAAAAGUUUAGACACCCAGUCAUUAUCUAGCUCACCUGCACCAAGUCGUAAAAAUGGAAAACAACCUAUAUUACAAAGAUAUAAUAGCUUGUCACCGACACUUUGUCGUAAGAAAAUCGCCGACAAACUGUCACCAGCAUCGUUGCGGAAGUCAGUGAUUUUACGAAGCUCCAGAAAAUCUGAGCCAAUUUCUGUGGAUAUGUGCAGUGGAUGUGGUUUCCCGCUACGGGAUGAAAACAGGAUCUCGGUGUCAGCAAGGGGAGGGAAGCGUAAACAGUUUCACGGGGAAUGCUUCAAAUGCUCCAUGUAAGUUUAUUUUUCCGAUUUUCCGAUAAAGGCAUGAAU